UUUACUCUCACCCUUUGCACCUUGAAAAGUUUUCUGUUUCCCCAGCGCUCAGCUGUCACAGGCAUGCUUUAUCUGUCAUUACGGCAAACCAUCCGGCCCCUCCUCCUCAGGGUUUCAGGAUGUCUGGGCCGAGAGGGGCGGGUCACAGCGGAGUCGUGCAGGCGAGGCCUCAGCAGCGGCUGGACAGGGCAGGAGACCUUGGCCCAGGACGACCCAGAGAUGUGGAGCCUCCUGCAGCAGGAGAAGGACAGGCAGUGUCGGGGGCUGGAGCUGAUCGCAUCAGAGAACUUCUGCAGCCGUGCAGCGCUCGAGGCUCAGGGCUCUUGUCUGAACAACAAAUACUCUGAGGGAUAUCCAGGACAAAGGUACUAUGGGGGUGCAGAGAUCGUUGACAAGAUUGAGCUGCUUUGUCAGAAGCGAGCCCUCCACGCCUUCGGUCUGGACCCAGAUCUGUGGGGCAUCAACGUCCAGCCGUACUCCGGAUCCCCCGCUAACUUUGCAGCCUACACAUCUGUACUGCAGCCCCAUGACCGCAUCAUGGGCCUGGAUCUGCCAGACGGAGGACACCUUACCCAUGGCUACAUGACAGACACCAAGAGAAUCUCAGCCACUUCCAUCUACUUUGAAUCGAUGCCUUACAAGCUGAAUCCCGAAACAGGUCUGAUAGAUUAUGACGAGCUGGAGAAGACAGCCCGACUCUUCAGACCCAAACUCAUCAUAGCAGGAACCAGCGCCUAUGCUCGACUCAUCGACUACCCUCGCAUGAAGAAGCUGUGUGUGGAGCUUAAUGCCUACCUGCUGGCAGACAUGGCUCACAUCAGCGGCCUGGUGGCAGCAGGAGCUGUUCCUUCUCCUUUCCCGCACGCUGACCUGGUCACCUCCACUACCCAUAAGUCCCUGCGUGGAGCGAGGGCCGGUCUGAUCUUCUACCGGAAAGGUGUGCGGUCUGUGGAUAAGAGGGGUCGGGAGGUGACCUAUGACCUCCAGGACAGGGUGAACUUUGCCGUGUUUCCAUCUCUUCAGGGAGGACCACACAACCACGCCAUUGCAGGGGUGGCCGUCGCCCUUAAACAGGCUUCCACUCCCAUGUUCAAACAGUACAUUGCUCAAGUGCUGCUGAAUACCAAGUCCAUGGCUACUGCUCUGCUGAAGAAAGGCUUCACGCUGGUGUCAGGUGGAACAGACAACCACCUGGUCUUGGUUGACCUUCGACCCCACGGGAUGGACGGGGCUCGAGCUGAGAGGGUUCUGGAGUUGGUGUCCAUCACCGCCAACAAGAACACCUGCCCCGGAGACAAGAGUGCUCUCACUCCAGGAGGCCUCAGGCUCGGAACUCCAGCUCUCACCUCCAGACAGUUCAAGGAGGCAGACUUUGAAAAGGUUGUUGAGUUCAUUGAUGAGGGGAUUAAGAUCGCACUGGAUGUGAAAAAGAAGACUGGAAAUCUGUCCAGCUUCAAGUCCUUCCUGCUGGAGGACCAAGAGACAGUGUCUCACAUCGCGGAGCUCCGCCAGCGGGUGGAGCUCUUCACCAGACCCUUCCCCAUGCCCGGAUUCCCUGACCACUGAUAACACAUCACAUAGAAAGGCAGUAAUACUCUUUUGAUGACGCUGCCAUGGAAACAAGCGUUGCUUCAAAACAGGUUUGCAUCAUCUGAAAGUGUUGUCAGUGGUCAGCAUCAGCAUCAGCAGCCCUUUCUGCACACAGUUCAUUUUCCAGUCAACUAUCUGCAUUAUCUGCCAAAUAACAAUAAAACCACGGAUCAAAGCAUGACAACAAAAACACACUGCAAAGUGCAGUGAAAAAAAAAAGUGUUUAUCAAUGUAUUUGUCAGCAAUUCUAACUCCUCUUGUUAGGCAUACAUACGUAGAGGCUGCUGUACAAACAGAUAAUGAAUGAUGAUAUAGUAAAACACAACAGAUUUAAUACAAUAAAAUAUGUGAUCAUAGGAGAAGUUAUACUUGUUGACAAAUAUUACAACUAGUAUAUUGUAAACCGUUUAUAUAAAUGCUAAAUGUUGGGGACUAAGUCAAGUGUGAUCUAAAUGUAAUUUUAACAUCACACAUUUCGUGUCAACAAUUCAUUUCAUUUUGACAAAUUAUAACAGUGAUUUGCUAAGUUCUAAUAUGCAGCUUUGGGAAAUUAUGUUUGAACCUGCUAGAUAUGUAAAUGAGUGGUUUUGCGCAUAUAAUGAUGAGGUUUAUAAUGAUGAUGCUUUCCAUUAAGACUGUUUAUAGUGGCCAGUAACGUAGUUAAUACAUUAACAGCUCUGCACUCGCUCUGAUACGUUCCAGCCUUCUCACACUGUUGUUUUCUGCUCCAAGCCGAGAAAGGACCAUAAGUGUUCAAGGUAUUUGGCGUUUGUUCAUGAAGCAGUAUUUAGAGCCCUUAUCAACGCCAGGCUUUGUCCAAGGCUGGGAACUUACAGCAGCUGUGUUGGGAAUUGAACACAAGUUCAGUUUGAACCCACAAAACCAAAAAUAAAUGGAAAGACAGUAACGCAGCGCAAACUUUGUUUUCAGGCUUUUUUGAAUAACAUACUAUAUCUCCUUCAAUAUUUGUGAAUAUUGUACAAUGUAUAUAUAGGCUACAGUGAUCUUCUUCAUUGCAAUAAAAAUUGAUCCUCAA
Anoplopoma fimbria (sablefish) is the source of this 2626-nucleotide messenger RNA. RefSeq names its product serine hydroxymethyltransferase, mitochondrial-like. The transcript is spliced from 12 exons. Bases 64 to 1566 code for a protein of 500 amino acids. The record is from RefSeq and is a predicted model, not a curated record. NCBI's taxonomy places the organism in Eukaryota, Metazoa, Chordata, Actinopteri, Perciformes, Anoplopomatidae. Gene Ontology annotation, molecular function: serine binding; glycine hydroxymethyltransferase activity; mRNA regulatory element binding translation repressor activity. Gene Ontology annotation, cellular component: cytoplasm; mitochondrial inner membrane; cytosol. Gene Ontology annotation, biological process: purine nucleobase biosynthetic process; tetrahydrofolate interconversion; L-serine catabolic process.